AUGGUCAUCCAGCUGGGGUCGGAGGAACCUGUUGUGUCUAUGCAUGCUGGUGGGAAGAUCGUCUGGGCUAGAGGGAAUGAGAUACAUACUGCUAACCUUAGGCAGGUGGAUGACCACGUCCUUGAUACGUUGGGUGAUGGGGAGAUGGUGCCUCUGUCAGUGAAGGACAUGGGAUCGACUGAGAUAUUCCCACAGACCAUAUCUCAUCAUCCUAAUGGGAGGUUGUUCGCUGUAUGCGGUGAUGAUGAAUGGAUAGUCUUCACUGCACAGGCAGGGUUUUAUGUUCAGGCUCUGCGAAACAAGGCAUUUGGUAGCGGGUGCGAGUUUGUGUGGUCGGCCAGUGGAGCGGCAUCGGGCACGUAUUAUGCCACGAGGGAAGCUUCUGGUAGGAUUACCAUCUAUAAGGAUUUCGUGGAGGAGACGUCUUUCAAGCCACCAUUCCCUGUUGAUGAGAUUUUUGGAGGUUAUUUGCUGUGUGUGAAGACAUCUGACUUUAUCUGCUUCUACGAGUGGAGUAGCAGUAGACUGAUCAGAAGGAUCGACGUUGUCCCUACUGCAGUCAUCUGGAGUGACUCUGGUGACUUUGUGGUUUUGGCCACUGAGGAUGAUGGUGCUUUCGUAACGACAAACAUGCAUAGUAUAUCGGCGGCGAUAGCAGGAGGAGCGAAUAUUGAUGAGGAGGGUCUGGAAAUAGCCUUUGAGCCCACUUAUGAGUUGCCAAAUGAGAAGGUCAUGUCUGGUACGUGGUGUGGCAAUGACUCCUUCGUCUAUAUCUCAUCGAACCAGAAGUUGUGCUGCCUUGUGGCAGGUCAGACUGAGGUCAUUGCUCACACUGAUAGGCCCCUGUAUGUGUUGGGGUAUAUGCCGGAGCAUGGGAAGGUGUAUUGUAUGGACAGGGACUACAACGUCAUUUCGUUCGGGUUGAGCCUGGCGUUGAUCCAAUAUGAAAGUGACGUAGUAAGGCAAGACUUUGGUGCUGCCGAGCAGUGUUUCGCAGCCAUCCCGAAGGCUCUACACAACAAGGUGGCUCGUUUCCUCGAGGGCCAGGGGCAUGUCAGAGAGGCCCUUGAGAUCACUACCGAUAAGGAUCAUAAGUUGGACCUGGCCUUGAAUCUUGGUGACUUACAGAUGGCUGGAGAGAUUGUGGGAGAGUUGACGGCUCAGUUGCCACCAGGCGCUGAUAGAACAGUCAAUUACUCUAAGUGGAAGCAAGUUGGUGAUCAGGCUCUAAAGCAGGGUGAUAUCGAGUUGGCGACUACUUGUUAUUCACAAGGCUGUGACGUCACCGGCCUCAUGCUCAUUGCCCAAGCUACUGGGGAUCGGUCUUUACUGGAGAAGGUAGCUUCUAUGGCUAAGGAGAAAGAGAUGUGGAAUGUGGCGUUUUCUGCGUUUUUGCUCCUGGGUGAUGCCGAGAGAUGUGUGGAUACGCUCGUAGAUUCCAACAGGCUGCCGGAGGCUGUCUUCUUCGCUCGAACAUAUUGCCCAUCCAAGUUGGUGAGUAAGGAUAGCGAGCUGUUCGAGAGCUGGCGGAAGGAUCUUACGAGCGUGAAUGCACAGUUGGCAUCCAGCCUUGCUGAUCCCCGUGAUGAAAGUUAUCAGGAUAAGCUUUUCGCUGAGAUGAGCAACACACUGGCGGCUGAGAGAAAAAGGGAGGGGUCCAAGGCAGCUGUCACCGCUGUCCCGGCGGAUCGUUAUACAGAGGAAAAGAAUUUGCUGGAUGUCGAUGUAACGGUGGAGAUGUCACAGAAUGAACAAGGCCUGUAUGCUAAGAUGGGCUGGACUGGCUCUGUUGCGCCGUCGGGCCUGCUGCCUGAGACGGAUAGCUCUCCUUCGGAGCGAGAGGUUGUUCAUGCUCCAGUGGUCGACACACAUGUUCAUGAGUCCUCCCCGCCUGCGGCUGCCACUGCGGACUCUGAGAGUGUGUCUUCGCCAGGGACGGACGGCGUGCUGGUCGAGUCGGGUAAUCAUCAGUACCAAGAAUCAUCGGAUACUGCCUCGGCCACUGGUCCGGAUCUGUUGUAG
Messenger RNA from Perkinsus marinus ATCC 50983, 2022 nucleotides. Its product is annotated as coatomer subunit beta', putative. Gene Ontology annotation, biological process: intracellular protein transport; vesicle-mediated transport. The coding region runs from base 1 to 2022 and encodes 673 amino acids. Gene Ontology annotation, cellular component: membrane coat. The transcript has 19 exons. The record is from RefSeq and is a predicted model, not a curated record. Gene Ontology annotation, molecular function: structural molecule activity; protein binding. NCBI's taxonomy places the organism in Eukaryota, Perkinsozoa, Perkinsida, Perkinsidae.